Molecule: messenger RNA, 270 nt
Organism: Rotaria sp. Silwood2
Lineage: Eukaryota; Metazoa; Rotifera; Eurotatoria; Philodinida; Philodinidae
Source: the annotation of a GenBank genome assembly
AUGGUAUUUCCUAAAAAUACCGAAAUAGAGUCACCAUCAAAUGCAGAUAUUGUUUGUCCAGAUGCUGUAUCAGUAUGUCCAGCAACUUCUACUUGUUGUAUUUCAACAGAGGGUGACUAUUCAUGUUGUCCAAUUCAAGAGGGAAUUUGUUGUUCCGAUCAUAAACAUUGUUGUCCAAAACACUAUAAAUGUGAUUUAAAAAUCUUUAAAUGUGAUCGUGUUUUCAGUGCGAAAAUGCUCGCUGUACAACCAUUAUUAAAUAAAAAUUGA